Choloepus didactylus (southern two-toed sloth) is the source of this 5672-nucleotide messenger RNA. RefSeq names its product HMG-box containing 3 (gene HMGXB3). The record is from RefSeq and is a predicted model, not a curated record. The transcript is spliced from 20 exons. NCBI's taxonomy places the organism in Eukaryota, Metazoa, Chordata, Mammalia, Pilosa, Megalonychidae. The coding region runs from base 234 to 4730 and encodes 1498 amino acids.
UGCUAGGGGUUCCCCAGGGCCUAACGUAGCUAUUAGAGGUUGAGGCGGGGCCUCGUCCCCCACGUUUGGAGCAGCCCCGCCCCUGUUACCUGAAAGCCACGGCAGUGCCCAGGAACUGAGCGGCCGAGGCGUUCUACCGCCAGCGGUCACAGAUACCUUCUCCGCCCGAGACGUCUAGCCGGAAGCAGUCCGUUCGCUUUAGCAGCCCCGCUUCAUGACUCUAAGCAGUUCCUAUGGGCCCGCCCCCUGGCGCGGGCUGGACUGUUGCGCUUGCGCGAGCAGUAGCACGCAGUCACGCGCCGCCGGUCGCUUCCGGCGCGCCGCAAGGGCCGCCGGGACGGGUCUCCCUGGCGAUAGGAGGUGUGCUGCUGUCGCUGCUGCCGCCACUUCCACCACGGAACGGUGUCGCGGCGACGCCUGUGUCCUCGCUGUUUUCCUCGGGCUCCCCGGGGUUUGGGCCCCGGGGCCCUUGGCAGGCGUCGGUGAAGGGCCUCCGAAGCAAACCUACCCUCGCACACCCGUCCUCCAAGACCCCAUAUCGUGACUCCGAGGAAGAAAAGCAACAGGGGCUGUCGCGACUCCGUGCCGUGUGUCGCCGGGCGGGGUCGCGGGGCUGGGGCUCCUUCAGCCCCCGGGAUGCGCGCGCGAGCUCUCGCCUCCACUUCCUUGUUGCCUCUGUCACGACUGCAGUCGCCUCUCGGAGACAGCCGGGAGCGCGAGUUUUCUGGCCAGCGCCCCCGUCGAAACCCCUGGCCGGGUGCCUCCAGGAAUGUGAGCCGCGCGUCCUGCACGCUCCUCUGGCCAUGGAUGCAUCAUACGAUGGUACUGAGGUAACUGUCGUGAUGGAGGAAAUUGAGGAAGCCUACUGUUAUACCUCCCCUGGGCCACCCAAGAAGAAGAAAAAGUAUAAAAUACAUGGAGAAAAGGCCAAGAAACCCAGGUCUGCUUACCUCCUGUACUAUUAUGACAUCUACCUGAAAGUACAGCAGGAGCUCCCCCACCUCCCUCAAUCUGAAAUCAAUAAGAAGAUUAGCGAGAGUUGGAGGCUUCUCAGUGUGGCCGAGAGGAGUUACUACUUGGAGAAAGCCAAACUAGAGAAAGAAGGUUUGGAUCCUAACUCUAAGCUCUCUGCACUGACUGCUGUGGUGCCGGACAUCCCAGGUUUCCGCAAGAUCCUCCCCCGCUCAGAUUAUAUCAUCAUCCCCAAGAGCAGCCUGCAGGAGGACCGAAGCUGCCCUCAGCUAGAGCUGUGUGUGGCUCAGAACCAGAUGUCCCCUAAAGGAGGACCUCUUGGGUCCAACCCUAGCCCAGAGACAGUGCCCAGCCAUGCUGGCAUGGCAGAACAAUGCCUAGCUGUGGAGGCCCUGGCUGAGGAGGUGGGAAACCUUGCCCAGCCAGGUGCCGUUCAUGAGAUCGCCACCUCAGAGAUCCUUAGCCAGGAUGUGCUCCUGGAGGAGGCUUCCUUGGAGGUAGGGGAGAGCCACCAACCUUACCAGACAAGUCUCGUCAUCGAAGAGACCUUAGUGAACGGCUCACCAGACCUCUCCACCGGAAGCCUGGCUCUGCCCCAUCCCCAGAUUGGGGAGAGCUUGUCAGUGGUAACAGUCAUGAGGGACUCCAGUGAGAGUAGCUCCUCUGCACCAGCCACACAGUUCAUCAUGUUGCCUCUGCCUGCGUACUCAGUUGUGGAGAACCCCACCUCCAUCAAACUGACCACUACAUACACCCGCCGGGGCCACGGAACAUGCACCAGCCCAGGUUGCUCCUUUACAUAUGUCACCAGGCACAAGCCGCCUAAGUGCCCUACCUGUGGUAACUUCCUAGGAGGGAAGUGGAUCCCAAAGGAAAAGCCAGCUAAAGUCAAAGUGGAGUUGGCUUCUGGUGUCUCCUCCAAAGGCUCUGUGGUUAAAAGAAAUCAACAGCCUGUUACCUCUGAGCAGCAUUCCCUUAAGGAAAAUGCCUCCACACUGACUCUGGAGAACUUGGAAGCUGUAAGCCAGCUCCUAAGUAUAGCUCCUCCAAGAGAAACAGGUGAGGAGAAUGAGUGGGAGGAAGUGAUCAUCUCAGAUGCCCAUGUUUUGGUCAAGGAAACUCCUGGAAAUCGUAGUACAGUGGUCACUAAGACACCGGUCAUCAAGAGUGAUGUGCAACCUGAGGUCACCUUGGGGACAGCUGAGAAUGACAGUCCUGGGCAGGACAUCCCACCAGCAGAGGGAACCAGCACUCCUAAUCCACUCCCUGCUUCUAAAAAACCUACAGGAGUUGACCUGCUCAGCCCUGGGCCCAGAGCCCCAGAGCUUAGAGGCAGAGCACGGGGCAAACCCUCAUUACUGGCUGCAGCAAGACCCAUGAGAGCAAUCCUCCCAGCCCCAGCUAGUAUGGGGCGAGGCAACAGCAUGGGACUGCCCAGGGCCAGGCAGGCCUUUCCCCUGAGCGAUAAGACGCCUCCUGUGAGGACUUGUGGCCUGAAGCCAAGCACACUGAAACAGCUGGGCCAGUCCAUCCAGCAGCCAUCUAGCACCGGAGAGGUGAAGCUACCAAAUGGCCCAGUCGAUAGGAUGUCUCAAGUGAAAGUUGUAGAAGUCAAGCCUGAUAUGUUUCCUCUGUAUAAGUAUAGCUGCACUGUCACACUGGAUUUGGGCCUGGCUACAUCAAGAGGCCGGGGAAAGUGCAAGAAUCCUUCGUGUAGCUAUGUCUACACCAACCGGCACAAACCACGGAUUUGUCCCAGCUGUGGUUUUAACCUUGCCAAAGACCGGACUGAGAAAGCUACUAAGGCUAUCGCUGGCUCUUCUUGCCCUGGGGGUUUGGUGAUCGAUCCACUCUCUUCUCAGGAGACGAGUUCACCACUCCCAGAUGUGCUGAGUGCCACAGAGCCUCUGAAUGCAGCCCAGAGGGAGAUCCAACGCCAGUCCACGCUGCAGCUGCUGCGCAAAGUCCUGCAGAUUCCAGAGAACGAGUCAGAGCUGGCUGAGGUCUUCACCUUGAUUCAUGAACUCAACAGCUCUCGACUCAUUCUGUCCAACGUGAGUGAGGAGACAGUCACCAUCGAGCAAACCUCUUGGUCACAUUAUUAUGAAUCUCCAUCCACGCACUGCCUUCUCUGUAGCAGCCCAUUAUUCAAAGGGGGACAAAACUCUCUGGCUGGGCCCCAGGAGUGCUGGCUGCUGACAGCCAGCCGGCUGCAGGUAGUGACUGCCCAGGUGAAGAUGUGUCUGAACCCCCAUUGUCUAGCCCUGCACAGCUUCAUGGACAUCUACACAGGUCUUUUUAAUGUGGGGAACCAGCUGCUAGUAAGCCUGGACUUGCUCUUUGCAAUCCGCAACCAGAUCAAGCUGGGAGAAGACCCCAGAGUGUCUGUGAACAUUGUUCUGAAAUCAGUGCAGGAGCAAACAGAAAAGACUCUGACCUCGGAGGAGCUGAGCCAGCUGCAGGAGCUGCUUUGCAGUGGCUAUUGGGCUUUCGAGUGCCUCACGGUCCGAGACUACAAUGACAUGAUCUGUGGCAUCUGUGGCGUGGCUCCCAAAGUGGAAGUGGCACAGAGGAGUGAAGAAAAUGUGCUUGCACUGAAGAGUGUGGAGUUCACCUGGCCUGAAUUCUUGGGCUCUAGUGAGGUAAACGUGGAGGACUUUUGGGCCACGAUGGAGACAGAGGUGAUUGAGCAGGUGGCGUUCCCUGCCAGCAUCCCUAUCACCAAGUUUGAUGCCUCUGUUAUUGCCCCCUUCUUCCCACCACUCAUGAGAGGAGCUGUGGUCGUCAACACUGAGAAAGACAAAAACCUGGAUGUGCAGCCAGUACCUGGCAAUGGCAGUACCUUGGUGAGGCUGCUCCAGGAGGGUACCUGCAAGCUCGAGCAGAUUGGCUCCUAUAGUGAGGAGCAGCUGCGGCACCUGCUGAGCCAAUGUGGCAUCCCCUUUGGAGCAGGAGACUCCAAGGACCAGCUUUGCUUCUCCUUGUUGACCCUCUAUGAAUCUGUUCAGAAUGGAGCUAGGGCUAGACAGCCCCCACCUCAUUUCACGGGGGGCAAAAUCUACAAAAUGUGCCCCCAUCAGGUGGUUUGCGGCUCCAAGUACCUUGUGCGGGGUGAGAGCGCCCGCGACCACGUGGAUCUGCUUGCCUCUUCCCGCCACUGGCCACCUGUCUAUGUGGUAGAUACGGCCACACCAGUGGCCCUGUGUGCUGAUCUCUGUUACCCAGAGCUGACCAGCCAGAUGUGGGGGAGGAACCAGGGCUGCUUCUCUAGCCCCACUGAGCCGCCUGUGAGUGUGUCCUGCCCAGAGCUCUUGGACCAGCAUUAUACUGUGGACAUGACAGAGGCUGAGCACUCUGUCCAGCACCCUGUCACCAAGACUGCCACACGGCGCAUCGUCUAUGCAGGCACACAGCCCAAUCCUGGUGACCCCAGCACUGGGCACCACUCCCUGGCCCUGUGCCCUGAACUGGCACCCUAUGCAAACAUCCUGGCAUCCAUCGCAGACAGCAAACCCAACACUGUCCGUCAGCGGCCCAUUGCCUUUGACAAUGCCACCCACUAUUACCUCUAUAACCGUCUCAUAGACUUCCUCACCAGUCGUGAGAUUGUCAACCGGCAGAUCCAUGACAUUGUGCAGAGCUGCCAGCCAGGCGAGGUGGUCAUUCGUGACACCCUCUACCGCCUUGGGGUUGCUCAGAUCAAGACAGAGACAGAGGAGGAGGGUGAGGAAGAGGACGUGGCUACAACGGCAGAAUAAUCCAGGCUGUUGUACUGGGAUUCACCACCUCUCUGAAGCCAUAGUAAGGGCUUUUCUCAAGGCAGAUCUAUCCAGGGGACUGGUGGGAGUGUUGACCUUUGGGGAGGGCCUCUGACUGCUGGGACUGACCAAAGAGCUUCCAUUUCCUGAGCAUGGUGGGGCCCAGGGUCCUUGGUCCUCAUCCCCACCAGUCACCUCACCUUUUGGGGGUCAGGAGGGCCACCAGGAAACCCCUUUCUGGCCCUGAGAGAGCACUUUGGGGACAUAGUUGAGAGGCAGAGGGAAAGGCUGGUAUCCGGGGCUUGCUGUGGGUUGGGGCAGAGGGCAGGAAUCCCAGAACGAGAUGGGAAGUCUGCAAGGCAUCUCUUCCCACCACUGAGGAGCCCCAUUUCCAGCCCCUGCAGCCACUUGAGUUCCUUAGCCUGUUGCCUUUGAAUUGGGGCCUUGGAGGCCUCAUUAGCUCUAGGGGUCUCUGGGCACUUGGUUCUCCCCAGAGGAGGGAUGCUUUCUUGCCAGAGCCUACUCUUACUGCCUUCAAAUGUGGGGGAAGCUGAGGAGGGAAAAAUAGCCAGCCACAGCUCCCUUCCAGGACUGUUCUCUCUGCCCCAAACUAUGAGGAAGAGGACCUCCUUCCUUCUUUCCCUGGCCAUUGCUGCUGCACCCUGUAUCCUCUCCAGGCUGUGGGACCCUCACCACAGAGGGGAUGUGGCCCAUGGUCAUGACAUUACCUGGCAGUGGUAGGAAAAACUCCCUUCUGUGAAGGGGAAGCAGACUGGGCCCUAAGGAAACAGCAGGACUGGCUCAAGUGCCCAAGGUUUGCUUAGGGCAUGGGAAUUGGCUGUGUGUUAUUUAAUUUAUUAAGAGGAGUGGAGUAGGUGGCUUUUUUCCCCUCCCUCUUCCCUGAUGAGAAUACAGUUUAUUAAAUUAUCUGGUUUUGGUGAA